AUGGAGCACCUUUUGCUGGAGGUAGCGGCGGCGCCUCUGCGUUUAAUCGCGGCCAAGAACGAAAAGAGCCGCGGCGAGCUAGGCAGGUUCUUAACCAAGCAGGUGUGGACACCUCAAGAUCGCCAGUGUAUCCUGAGUACUUUAGCACAGUUGCUUCUGGAUAAGGACUGUACUGUACUGAUUGGUCACCAGCUGCGCCCUCUCCUUUUGGAUUUGCUGGAAAGGAAUGCCGAAGCCAUUAAAGCUGGAGGCCAAAUCAACCAUGAUCUACAUGAACGGCUUUGUGUAUCAAUGAGCAAACUCAUUGGUAACCAUCCUGACGUGCUCCCUUUUGCCCUGAGGUAUUUCAAAGACACUUUCCCAGUCUUUCAAAGACUCUUCCUUGAGAGUUCAGAUGCAAAUCCAGUCCGAUAUGGGCGCAGGCGGAUGAAGCUCCGGGACCUAAUGGAAGCAGCUUACAAGUUUCUGCAGCAAGAGCAGUCUGUAUUUCGGGAGCUCUGGGACUGGAGUGUGUGUGUCCCUCUUCUCAGAAGCCAUGAUACCUUGGUCCGUUGGUACACAGCCAAUUGUCUUGCUUUGAUCACUUGUAUGAAUGAAGAGCACAAGUUAUCAUUCCUUAAGAAGCGUUUUAGUAACGAGGAACUGAUUCAUUUUAGGUUGAGGUUAUUAGAAGAGGCCCAGCUACAGGACUUGGAGAAGGCCUUGGUUUUGGCCAAUCCAGAAGUUUCCCUUUGGCGUAAGGAGAAGGAGCUGCAUUACUUACAAGGGCACCUUGUUUCAGCUGACCUCUCCUCCAGGGUGACUGCUGUCUGUGGUGUGGUGCUGCCUGGGCAGCCACCUGCCUCUGGAGAACAGACUGGUAAUAGCUCCUCUCGUGAGCAGGACCUGGCCUUUCAGUCUUACGUGUUGGUUGAGUCAGUCUGCAAAAAUCUUCAGACCUUGGCUAUGGCAGUAGCUUCUCAGAAUGCUGUGCUAUUGGAAGGACCAAUAGGCUGUGGCAAAACGUCCUUAGUUGAACACUUAGCUACAGUGACAGGUAGAAGAAAGCCCUCUCAACUGCUCAAGGUCCAACUUGGAGAUCAGACCGACAGUAAGAUGUUGUUGGGAAUGUAUCGCUGUACAGAUGUCCCAGGAGAGUUUGUGUGGCAACCUGGCACCUUGACUCAAGCAGCCACAAAAGGCCACUGGAUCCUUCUGGAAGAUAUUGAUUAUGCACCCUUAGAUGUGGUUUCUGUGCUGAUCCCACUCUUGGAGAAUGGUGAGCUCUUGAUUCCUGGCCGAGGUGACUGUCUGAAAGUGGCUCCAGGAUUUCAGUUCUUCGCAACCAGGAGACUCUUAAGCUCUGGAGGAAAUUGGUAUCGACCACUAAAUAGUCAUGCUACUCUGCUAGACAAAUAUUGGACCAAAAUUCAUCUGAAUAACAUGGAUAAGUCAGAGCUGAAGGAGGUUCUUCAGACCAGAUACCCCAGCCUCUUAACAGCAACUGAACACCUUCUUGACAUUUACAUCCAACUUACUGGAGACAAGCAUCACUCUCAGAGUGAUAGUUGUAUUAGAAAUGAACGGGUACCUGAGGAUGUUCUAGAAGCCAGUAGACAAAACAAUAGAUUGAGCCUUGAGGGCAGAGAAUUGUCUCUAAGGGAUCUAUUGAAUUGGUGUAAUAGGAUUGCUCACAGCUUUGAUAGUCUGUCCUCAUCCACAUCAUUGAACAUUUUCCAAGAGGCUUUGGACUGUUUCACAGCAAUGCUUUCUAAGCAUGCACGUAAACUAAAAAUGGCAGAAAUCAUUGGAAGCAAGUUGAACAUUUCCCAGAAAAAGGUUGAGUUCUUCUGUCAACUUUAUAAACCAGAAAUUGUAAUCAAUGAACUAGAUGUGCAAGUGGGUCGAGUACGUCUUCUACGGAAACAAAGUGAGGCUGUUCACAUACAGAGGGAGCAGUUCACUUUUGCUGCUACUAGGCCAUCCUCUGUUCUUAUUGAACAGCUUGCAGUGUGUGUCAGCAAUGGGGAGCCAGUGUUGCUCGUGGGAGAGACUGGGACUGGCAAAACGUCUACUGUGCAGUACUUGGCUCACAUUACAGGUCAUCGUUUGCGAGUUGUUAAUAUGAAUCAACAAAGUGAUACCGCAGACUUGCUUGGAGGUUACAAACCAGUGGACCACAAACUUAUUUGGCGACCCCUCCGAGAGGCAUUUGAAGAACUCUUUGCCCAGACAUUUUCCAAGAAACAAAAUUUUACCUUCUUGGGUCACAUUCAGACCUGUUAUAGGCAGAAACGGUGGCAUGAUCUCCUUAGACUAAUGCAGCAUGUGCACAAGUCGGCUGUUAACAAGGGUGAAAAAGACAAUGAAACUGGUUUACUCCUAAAAGAGAAAUGGGAAGCACUUGGUCUUAGGCUUAGUCAUGCUCAACAACAGAUGAAAAUGACUGAAAAUGCCCUUCUGUUUGCAUUUGUAGAGGGUACAUUAGCUCAGGCUGUAAAGAAAGGAGAAUGGAUCUUGUUGGAUGAGAUUAAUCUGGCUGCUCCAGAGACAUUAGAAUGUCUGAGUGGUUUACUUGAAGGAUCCUCUGGCUCCCUAGUAUUACUGGAUCGAGGAGACACAGAACCACUGGCUCGUCAUCCUGAUUUUCGUUUAUUUGCUUGUAUGAAUCCAGCAACUGAUGUGGGCAAAAAAAAUCUCCCACCAGGAAUAAGAAACAGGUUUACAGAACUUUAUGUAGAAGAAUUGGAAAAUAAAGAAGACUUACAAAUUCUCAUUGAUGAUUAUCUAAGAGGGUUGAGUGUGAACAAGACCACAGUACAAGGAAUCAUAAAUUUUUAUACAGCUGUGCGGAAAGAGUCUGGGACAAAACUGGUGGAUGGGACUGGUCAUAGACCACACUACAGCCUUCGGACGCUCUGCAGGGCCCUACGGUUUGCAGCCUCCAAUCCAUGUUCCAGCAUCCAGCGCUCACUCUAUGAGGGCUUUUGUUUGGGUUUCUUAACACAACUUGACAGAGCAUCACAUCCAACAGUUCAGAAGCUCAUUUGUCAACAUAUUGUCUCUGGCAGUAUUAAAAGUCUGCUAAAGCAGCCUAUUCCAGAACCAAAAGGUGGUCGGCUUAUCCAGGUUGAAGGCUAUUGGAUUUCAGUGGGAGACAAGGAACCUACAAUAGAUGAGACAUACAUUCUUACAUCUUCUGUCAAGCUAAACCUAAGAGACAUAGUCCGUGUGGUCUCUGCAGGAACCUAUCCAGUGCUGAUUCAGGGAGAGACAUCAGUUGGUAAAACAAGCCUAAUACGGUGGCUGGCUGCAGCUACUGGCAACCACUGUGUGCGUAUCAACAAUCAUGAACACACGGAUAUUCAGGAAUACAUUGGUUGCUACACAUCCAACUCCUCAGGGAAGCUUGUUUUUAAAGAAGGUGUUCUUAUUGAUGCUAUGAGAAAGGGCUACUGGAUUAUUUUAGAUGAAUUAAAUCUGGCUCCUACUGAUGUAUUAGAGGCUCUGAACAGGCUGUUAGAUGAUAACCGUGAAUUGCUCAUAACAGAAACUCAAGAGGUUGUUAAAGCACACCCUCGGUUCAUGCUGUUUGCUACCCAAAAUCCUCCUGGACUUUAUGGAGGCAGAAAGGUGCUUUCCAGAGCCUUCAGGAAUCGGUUUGUGGAAUUACACUUUGAUGAAUUGCCUAGCUCUGAGCUGGAAACAAUUUUACACAAACGGUGUAGUUUGCCACCCUCUUAUUGCAGCAAGUUAGUUAAAGUCAUGCUGGAUCUUCAGUCCCAUCGCAGGAGUUCUUCAGUGUUCGCUGGAAAGCAGGGCUUCAUCACCCUUCGUGAUCUGUUUCGAUGGGCUGAAAGGUAUAGAUGGGCUGAGCAGACUGAGAAGGAGUAUGAUUGGCUACAGCAUUUAGCCAAUGAUGGUUUUAUGCUUCUGGCAGGCCGAGUCAGAAAGCAGGAGGAAGUAAAUGUAAUUCAAGAUGUCCUUGAAAAACAUUUCAAGAAAAAAUUGUGCCCUCAAUCCCUGUUCUCUAAAGAAAGUGUCCUAAAAUUGCUGAGUAAAUUGUCUACUCAAAUAUCCACAUUGGAAUCUAAGUUCAGCCAUAUCGUGUGGACAGAGGGCAUGCGGAGACUGGCAGUGCUGGUGGGAAGGGCAUUGGAAUUUGGCGAGCCAGUGCUGCUGGUUGGAGAUACUGGAUCAGUGAAGAUCAAAAUAGAUAUAAAAUUAGAAAGUGUUUAUUCUAUCCUCCAAUUUUCUUUUAGUGUUCUUGAAGUAGAAAAGUCUCUGGUGUUAGCUGAAAAAGGGAGCAUAGAGGACAAGGAUAAUGAAGUAGAGCUGUUGACUGCUGGGAAAAAGUUUCGCAUCUUAGCAACCAUGAAUCCUGGAGGUGAUUUUGGAAAAAAAGAGCUUUCUCCUGCCUUAAGAAACCGAUUUACAGAAAUAUGGUGCCCUCAAAGUACAAACCGUGAAGAUUUAAUUCAGAUCAUCAGCCGUAACCUUUAUUCAGGAUUGUCUCUGGGCAGAACAGAUCGUAAAGGAGCUGACAUAGCUGAAGUGAUGCUGGAUUUCAUUGACUGGCUGACUCAUCAGGAGUUUGGCCGAAGGUGUGUGGUCAGUAUCAGAGAUAUCCUGUCCUGGGUUAACUUCAUGAACACAAUGGGGGCAGAAGCUGCUUUGAAAAGGCCUGAGACCAUUUCCACUGUGACAUCAUUUGUCCAUGCUGCAUGUCUGGUGUAUAUCGAUGGAAUAGGUUCAGGGGUAACUUCAUCUGGAUUUGGUACAGCACUCUUGGCUCGCAAAGAAUGCCUGAAAUUCCUCAUCAAGAAACUGUCUAAGAUAAUCCGACUUACAGAAUGUCAGAAAAAUGAUUUGAAGAUCUACGACAGACUUAAGGCUAAAGAAUUCACUGGGAUAGAUAAUCUUUGGGGGAUUUAUCCAUUUUUUAUACCAAGGGGACCUAUCCUGCACAGGAAUAAUGUUGCUGACUAUGCACUGAGUGCAGGCACCACAGCUAUGAAUGCCCAGAGGCUUUUAAGAGCUACAAAAUUGAAUAAACCCAUUCUUCUAGAGGGCUCCCCUGGUGUGGGCAAAACAAGUUUGGUGGGAGCAUUAGCAAAGGCUUCAGGCAACACUCUUGUUCGAAUCAACUUAUCAGAGCAGACCGAUAUUACAGACCUUUUUGGAGCAGAUCUACCUGUUGAAGGUGGCAAGGGAGGAGAGUUUGCCUGGCGUGAUGGCCCCUUGCUUGCAGCUCUGAAGGCAGGCCAUUGGAUUGUGUUGGAUGAGCUGAACCUGGCUUCUCAGUCUGUAUUAGAAGGACUCAAUGCUUGUUUUGACCACCGAGGAGAAAUCUAUGUUCCUGAGUUAGGAAUGAGCUUUCAGGUACAACAUGAGAAGACAAAGAUUUUUGGAUGUCAGAAUCCUUUCAAACAAGGAGGUGGAAGGAAGGGCUUGCCCAGGUCUUUCCUUAACAGAUUCACUCAGGUCUUUGUGGAUCCCCUUUCAGUAAUUGACAUGGAGUUCAUUGCUGGUACUUUGUUUCCAGCUAUUGACAAAAAUAUUGUUAAGAAAAUGGUUGCUUUCAACAAUCAAAUUGAUCAUGAAGUAACUGUUGAGAAGAAAUGGGGGCAAAAAGGAGGACCCUGGGAAUUCAACCUCCGGGAUCUGUUCCGCUGGUGUCAGCUGAUGUUAGUUGACCAGUCCCCGGGGUGUUAUGAUCCUGGUCAGCAUGUGUUUUUGGUCUAUGGUGAAAGAAUGAGAACCAAGGAAGACAAAGAAAAGGUUGUUGAUGUAUUUAAGGAGGUAUUUGGUUCAAAUUCCAAGCCAUAUAUGGGAACUAGACUAUUCCACAUCACUCCUUAUGAUGUUCAGUUGGGCUAUGCAGUACUUUCCCGUGGCAGCUAUGUACCACCCCCAUCCCGUCGUCCCCUAUUGCUUCUGCACCAGUCCUUGCAAUCUCUGGAGUCAAUUAUGAAGUGUGUGCAGAUGAGCUGGAUGGUCAUCCUUGUGGGCCCAGCUUCUGUGGGCAAGACUAGCUUGGUCCAGCUCCUGGCACACCUUACUGGUCACACAUUAAAGAUCAUGGCUAUGAACAGUGCAAUGGACACUACAGAGCUUCUGGGAGGAUUUGAACAGGUUGAUCUUAUACGGCCUUGGAGGCAACUGCUGGAGAAAGUGGAGGGCACUGUAAGGGCAUUAUUAAGAGAUAGCUUCCUUAUCAGUUCUGAUGAUGCAGAAGUAGUGCUUCGAGCUUGGAGUCAUUUCCUUCUGACAUAUAAGCCCAAGAGUCUUGGAGAAGGUGGUAGAGAUGUCACAAUGGAGAUUGUCAACAAGCUGGAAGCAGUAUUAUUGCUUAUGCAGAGACUCAACAAUAAAAUCAACUCAUACUCUAAGGCAGAGUUUGCCAAACUUGUGGAUGAGUUCCGAAGCUUUGGGGUGAAGCUUAUGCAGUCAGCCAGUGGACAUAGCCAUGGCACAUUUGAAUGGGUUGACAGUAUGUUGGUUCAUGCUCUCAAGUCUGGAGACUGGCUUCUGAUGGACAAUGUUAACUUCUGCAACCCAUCAGUGCUGGACCGUUUGAAUGCUUUGCUUGAACCUGGAGGUGUCCUCACUGUUAGUGAGAGAGGAAUGCUAGAUGGAUCCACUCCCACCAUAACACCAAAUCCUAAUUUCAGACUUUUUCUUUCAAUGGAUCCUGUUCAUGGAGAAAUAUCUCGAGCCAUGAGAAAUCGUGGACUGGAAAUCUACAUUUCAGGAGAAGGGGAUGGGAACAUCCUGGAUGACCUGGAUUUGAAAGUUUUGCUGCACAGCCUUGGGUUGGUGGGGGAUCAUGUGUGUGACACUCUCUUGGCUCUACAUACAGAAAUUCGAAGCACCAUUGUAGGGUCUCCAGUAUCUUCUGUUUCAACUUUAAUUCAAACAGCUGUAUUCAUUGUCCAGUACCUACAGCGGGGGCUGAGUUUAGACAGAGCCUUUUCUGAAGCAUGCUGGGAAGCAUAUGUUGCCUCCCAGCAUUCACCAGCAAACCAGAAGCUUGUGCAGGCUUUACUGGACAAGCAUGUUUCUUCUUUGCAAGCACAUGAAACCUGGGGUAACUCCAUUCUUGCUAUGGGACUGUGGCCAGAUUCUCUACCUUCUGCUCUUUUUGCCACAGAAGAUUCUCACCUUUCUAUAGUCCGCAGUGAUGGACAGAUCUUAGCAUAUUGCCUUAACAGGAUGAGCAUGAGAACAAAUAGCUGGGCCAGGAUUCAACCUCUUAACUUGCCAGAUUUAGAGAAAAUUAUCCAGUCUUCCAACCCUGAGAACUUAAAAUUCAGUUCAGUUGAAGUGGAUGCUUAUUGGAUUGAUGAACCAGAUGUUUUGGCCAUGGCUGUUAAAUUGCUUAUAGAAAGAGCAACCAAUCAAGAUUGGAUGCUCAGAGUUAAAUGGCUUUGUCAUUUAGCAAAGAAUAUACCACAGGGACUUGAGUCCAUACAGAUUCAUUUGGAAGCCAGUGCUGCAGCUCUCAGAAAUUUUUACUCAAAUCCCCUCUCAGCUGGGGUCAGUAAUAUCAUCAAAAUAGUACAACCAAACAUAACAGAUGAAUUUGUGAUCCGUCUGGACCCCCGAUGGAACAUGCAGGCUUUGGACAUCAUUAGAAAUUCAAUGGACUUUGAUCCACAAACAGACCAACCAGAACAGCUCUUUGCUCUUUUAGAGUCUGUGGCAAACAAGACAAUUAUAUAUCUUGACCGGGAAAAACGAAUUUUUACUGAAGCAAAUUUGGUUUCUGUUGGUGGCAAAAAGUUAAGAAAUAGUGUUUUAAGAAUGUCCUUUGAAUUUCAUAAAGAUCCAGAGAGCUACCACAGCCUGCCUCAUGACAUUGUGGUCAACCUUGCUGCCUUUUUUGAAUGUUUUGACGCACUGAUCCUGUAUUGGGUACAGUCUUCUCAGGAGGUGGUGUCUGAUGUCUGCAUCAAUGAGAUCUUAGGUUCUGUGCGAUGGCGGGACCGGUUUUGGACUGUGGCUGACACAGUAAAAGUGGAUGCCCCUGGCCUGGCCCUACUUGCUCUUCACUGGCACUGGGUUUUCAAACAUUUGGUCCAUCAGAUCCCCCAACUCUUAAUGAACCAUGAAGACAAAUACUACAGAGAUGUUCAGACCGUCUCAGAACAUAUUCAGAAUUGCCUGGGGAGUCCGACUGGUGGCUUCACGGGUAUAAAAAAGUUGCAGAAGUUCCUGGGACGACCAUUUCCUUUUAAGGACAAAAUGGUGGUAGAAUGCUUCUCACAAUUAAAAGUCCUUAACAAAGCCCUUGCCAUCAGGGAGCCAUUGCCUGCUCUAGGAGAAAGUGGGUGGCAAGAACAUAUGAGUAGUCUCCAAGUGGUUGCUUCUGAAUGGAUAUUAAAGAAAAAUCUCCUAAAGGCCUGGGCGUGGAUUCUCACAGCUAAUAUCUUUAAAAAUGUCAAUCCAGAUAACUUGAAGAAUCUUGUGAAUGUUCAAUGUUUAGAAUUAAAAGCAAAAGGAAUUUCACUUGGUUUUUUGGAGAAAAGGUCCAGUGAAGCUUCCUGCCUGCCCCAGCCAGACUUUACUUCCUUAAUCCAACUCACCAGGAGAGUUCAGUUGUGGCCUGCAAUGGAGUAUCUAGCUAUGCUUUGGCAGUACAAAGUGACAGUCAAUUUUAUGACACAGGCUUGUCUGAGAAGGUCCAGCAAAAAUCAAGAGCUGCACGUAGAUGAAGAGAUACGUCAUCACAUCACAUUUUGCCUUAAGUACACACCAAUUGCUCCAAAAGAGCUUCAAGGGCUUUGGUUUUUACUGCAUCAUCCAAAGAUAUCUACUGAAGAAAUUGUUUCUUUGUGGCCUGAGUUAUUUAAUUCCACAUUUACGUCUUUCUGGAGCAGUACUGUGACCACACAUCCAGAGUAUUGGCUAAGUUGGAGUCCUCUACCCUGUGUGCAGCAGAGAGAGAUGCCCACAUCCCUUUUGGAUUCUACAUUGAAGGGCCCUGGCAGUUUCAGUAGAGCCAUGUUUUCCAAGUGUUGCUUUGAAGUCUUGACCAGCAGCUGCAGAGCAAGUCCUUGGGAUGUGAGCGGUCUCCCCAUCCUGUCGUCCUCACAUGUCACCCUGGGAGAGUGGGUUGAGAGAGCCCAGCAGCUCCAGGACAUCAGCUCAGUGCUCUGGACUAACAUGACUGUUUCUUCAGUAGCAGAGUUCAGACGCACUGAUUCCCAGCUCCAGGGGCUCUUGCUGUGCCGACACCUGGUGGGCUUAGCAGAGCUGCUUCCUGAGCCCCAGCAGCAGGAGUAUAUGGAGAACUGUGAGCAGCUGCUACUUGGGGACAGUCAUGCCUUCCAGAACGUGGGCCAGACUCUUGGGGAUAUGGCUGGGCAGGAGGCACUUCCCAAAGAACUGUUGUGCCUGUUGCUUACCUCCCUACGCCAUUUAUUUGGGGAAGGAGAGAGUAAACAGGACCUGCCUGAGUCAGCCCGGCGUGGGAGCCUUUGGGUGAGCCUUGGCUUGCUCCAGAUUCAGACAUGGCUUCCCCAGGCACGCUUUGACCCUGCAGUGAAGAGGGAAUAUAAGCUCAAGUACGCCAAGGAAGAGCUACAUCAGCUGCAGUGUGAGUGGAAGACCAGAAACCUCUCAUCCCAGCUACAGACUGGAAGAGACCUGGAAGAUGAAGUUGUUAUCAGUUACUCUCAUCCUCACGUCAGGUUACUUAGCCAGAGAAUUGACCAGCUAGAGAAUUUUAUCAAUAACUUGGAAAAGAAGCAGGCCUUCAGACCCCAGCUUCCUACAUUCGAGUCCCUGGUACAGGAGAUCCACCACUACAUAACCAGCAUUGCCAAUACCCCUGCUGUUCAAGAUCUGCUCACACGGCUCCUGCAGGCCCUCCAUGUCGAUGGGGCUCGGUCCGCCCAGGUGGCCCAGAACCUUCUGAAAGAAGAGGCCUCCUGGCAGCAGUCACACCACCAAUUCAGGAAGCGACUGACAGAGGAGUAUGCCUUGUAUCCAGACUCUGUGGCCCCACUGCAGGCAUCCAUCUUGCAGUUGCAGCAUGGCAUGCGGCUGGUUGCCUGUGAGGUCCAUGCCUCACUGCACAGUAGCAUGGUCUGUGCGCACGGGCUGGGUACUCUGGCCACAUCUUUAUUGGCUUUCCCAUCUGUGGGCCCCAACUUCCCCACGUACUAUGCUCAUGCGGACAUUUUAUGUUCAGUGAAGUCAGAGGAGGUUGUGCGAGGCCUUGGGAAGUUGAUCCUUAAGCGUUCAGGAGGAAAGGAGCUAGAAGGAAAGGGCCAGAGACCCUGCCCUACCAGAGAGCAGCUGCUGAUGAAUGCCCUUCUUUAUCUGCGCUCCCACGUGCUGUGCAAGGGAGAGAUGGACCAGAAGGCCCUGCACCUCUUCAGACAUGUGUGCCAGGAAAUCAUCAAUGAAUGGGAUGAACAGGAACGCAUAGCCCAAGAAAGGGCUGAGCAGGAAAGCAGCCUGUACAGAUACAGAAGCAGAAACUCCAAGACAGCCCUGAGUGAGGAGGAAGAAGAAGAACAAGAAUUCAGAAAGCAGUUCCCAUUGCAUGAAAAGGACUUUGCAGAUAUUUUGAUAGAACCAACACUGGAGGAGAAAAAGGCAACUUCAGAUGGGCAAGAAGAAGAAGCAACCACAGACCCUGCCCUCUUCUCCCAGAGUUCAAUGCAGGCAGUGAUGCUGACUCACCAGCAGUUGUGCCUCAGCUUCGCUAGGUCCCUCUGGUACCAACAGACUCUGCCACCACAUGAGGCAAAGCAUUACCUCAGCUUGUUCCUGUCCUGCUAUCAGACUGGGGCAUCUCUAGUGGCACACUUCUACCCCCUAAUGGGAGUUGAGCUGAAUGGCCAACUUUUGGGCAGCCAAAUUUUGGCCUGUACUCUUUCCCAUAACACUCUCUUUGGGGAGGCGACCUCAGAUCUGACAGUGAAACCUGAUGGGCCCUAUGACUUCUACCAGCACCCCAAUGUCCCAGAAGCACGGUACUGUCAACCAGUCCUUCACAAUUUCGCAGAGGCUGUCAAUCAGCUAUUGCAAGACUGGCCAGAACAUCCAGCACUAGAACAGCUGCUGGUUGUAAUGGACAGAAUACGUAGUUUCCCACUCUCUAGCCCCAUCUCAAAGUUCCUGAAUGGCUUAGAAAUCCUUCUCGCAAAAGCACAGGAUUGGGAGGAGAAUGCAAGCCGAGCUCUGUCUCUUAGGAAACAUCUCGAUUUAGUUACUCAGGUGAUCAUUCGAUGGCGGAAACUGGAAUUAAACUGCUGGUCUAUGAGUUUAGAUAAUACCUUGAAGCGCCACACUGAAAAGUCCACCAAGCACUGGUUCUCCAUCUAUCAGAUGCUUGAGAAGCACAUGCAGGAACAAACAGAGGAGCAGGAAGAUGACAAGCAGAUGACGCUAAUGUUGCUGGUCAGCACAUUACAAGCUUUUAUUGAAGGAUCUUCACUGGGAGAAUUCCAUGUACGACUUCAGAUGUUACUGGUUUUCCAUUGUCAUGUCUUGCUGAUGCCACAAGUUGAAGGAAAAGAUUCACUCUGCAAUGUUUUAUGGAAUUUGUACCAUUAUUACAACCAAUUCCUUGAUCGGAUCCAGGCCAAAAUUAUGGAACUUCGUUCCCCUCUAGAAAAAGAACUUAAGGAAUUUGUUAAGAUAUCUAAGUGGAAUGAUGUCAGCUUCUGGUCCAUUAAACAAUCUGUGGAAAAGACACACAGGACCCUCUUUAAGUUCAUGAAGAAAUUUGAGACUAUCCUGAGUGAACCGUGCCGUUCAUCCCUGAUGGAGAGUGACAAGGAAGAACAACCUGACAUUUUGCUGAAGCAAAUAGAUGCAGCCACAAGUGAGGUGUCCCCCAUUCAAAGUCUGAACAGGGCACUGAAGGAGACGCUCUUAGCUCGGCCAGCAGCUGUGCAGGUCACAGUUCCCGAACACUAUCAAGGUGUAUCUCUCCCCUUGGAGGGGGAGCUUCUGUGCCGUUUACCAAAGCUCUUGAGACGAAUGAGAAAGAUAUGUCUGACACUCAUGAAGGAAAGCCAACUUCCUCACCUUGUAGAGGACCUCGAUGAGUUCACUGGUGAUGUGAUUUCCUCUGUGAAUGAACUGCAGAACUUAAAAGUGGAUCCUUCUGCAGAGAAGGAAAAGCAGAGGUCAGAAGCCAAGCACAUUCUCAUGCAGAAGCAGCGAGCUUUAUCAGAUCUCUUUAAACACCUUGCUAAAACUGGUUUGUCAUAUCGCAAAGGUCUUACCUGGGCCCAUUCAAAAAGCCCUCAGGAGAUGCUUCAUCUUCAUCCAUUAGAUCUCCGGAGUGCAUUGUCUAUAGUCAGUAGCACUCAAGAAUCCGAUUCUAGGCUGCUUGCAGAAAUCUCAUCUUCAUGGGAUGGAUGCCAGAAGUAUUUUUAUCGCUCUCUUGCACGACAUGCCAGACUUAGUGCAGCUUUCACAGCUCCUGCCAAGGACCUGGGCAUAGGCAACAUAGAGCGGUGUAAAGGCUUCUCCGCGCAUUUGAUGAAGCUGCUUAUCCGACAGCGGCGCUACCUGACUACCCUAACUGAGCAGUGGAUCCUUCUCAGGAAUCUCCUCAGCUGUGUGCAGGAAAUUCAGGGCAGGUUGACAGGGCCACUGGUCUAUCCUGUGGCCUUCCCCCCUCAGGAUGGGGUGCAACAGUGGACUGAAAGGCUACAGCACCUGGCCAUGCAGAGCCAGAUCCUGCUUGAACAGCUCUCCUGGCUCCUCCAAUGCUGUCCGAGUGCAGGACCAGCUCCAGGACAGAGAGAUGCCCAAGUACAGGGUCAGCCGUCUCCCCCACCCCUGGAAGGACCAGAGCUCAUGAAGGGACAACUUUCUGGAGCAGUGCUGGACCUCAUCUCAGCAGAUCUGAGCUAUCCAUCCCCAGUACCUGGAAGCCAGCUGCCCUCUGGUUGCCGGAUGCGGAAGCAGGACCAGCUUUGGCAACAGUCAACAGCAAGAUUAAUGCAGAUGAUGAAAAUCAUUAAAACAGUGAAAGCUGAUGUUGAUAAAAUUAGGCAGCAAUCUUGUGAGACUCUCUUUCAUUCUUGGAAGGAUUUUGAAGUUUGCUCGUCUGGACUGAGUUGUCUGUCUGAGGUGUCGGCUCAUUUGCAAGGCCUAGAGUCCUUGUUCAUUAUUCCAGGAAUGGAGGUUGAGCAAACAGGCAUACAGAUGGCACUAGUUGAGAGCCUGGACUAUGUAAGAGGAGAAAUCAAUAAAGCCACAGAUGACUUUAAUAACUGGAAGACACAUCUCCUUGCUUCAGACAGCACAGGAGGAAACCAAAUGUUGGAUGAUGGGUUUGUGGAAGAAUUUUCACAACGAAUGGAAACUGCCAUCCGAGCCAUUCUUUGUGCCAUCCAGAACCUCGCUGAACGACGCAGUAAAAAAACAGAGGAGGAAACUGAUCAUACAAGACCACAAGAAGAUGAUGCAGGCUUUGUGAGACUGCAGUCAGGACAUCUAACAAAAUUCUUAGAGGAUGACUUCUGGGCUGAUGUGAGCACCUUACAUGUACAAAAAAUAAUAUCUGCUGUCUCUGAGCUGUUGGAAAGGUUGAAGUCGUAUGCUGAGGAUGGUACAGCAGCAAAACACACGUUCUUCAACCAGUCCUGCGACUUGUUGACACGCCUGGUACCCAUGCUUUCCAGGUACUCAGACCUCAUCCUCUUCUUCCUGACUGUAUCAUUGGCAACUCACCGCAGUACUGCAAAGCUGCUCUCUGUGCUUGCCCACAUCUUUACAGAGCUCGCCCAGAAGGGAUUUUGCCUGCCCAAAGAAUUUAUGGAAGAUUCAGCAGAAGGAGCAACUGAAUUCCAUGAUUAUGAGGGCGGAGGACUUGGAGAUGGUGAGGGCAUGAAAGAUGUGAGUGACCGAAUAGAGAAUGAGGAACAGGUAGAAGAUACAUUUCAGAAGGGUCAAGAAAGGGAUAAAGAGGAUCCUGACUCAAAAUCAGAUAUUAAGGGCGAAGAUAAUGCCAUUGAAAUGUCAGAAGACUUUGAAGGGAAAAUGCAUGAUGGGGAACUUGAAGAAAAAGAAGAGGAUGAUGAGAAAUCAGAGAGUGAUGGCUGCGACCUGGAUAAACAGAUGGGUGAUCUGAAUGGUGAGGAAGCAGAAAAACUAGAUGAGAGACUUUGGGGUGAUGAUAAUGAUGAAGAUGAGGAGGAAGAUGACAAUAAAAUUGAAGAAACAGGACCAGGAGUGGAUGAGGAAGAUUGUGGACUUGCUGCUAAAGAUGACAACUUGGAUGCUGGAAAGUCAAACAGAGAUAAAAACCAGCAAAAUAAAGAGGAAGAAAAGGAAGAAGCUGAUGAUGAUGAUGGGCAAGGCCAAGACAAAAUUAAUGAACAAAUAGAUGAGAGAGAGUAUGAUGAGAAUGAGGUGGAUCCUUAUCAUGGAAAUCAGGAAACACUGCCAGAACCUGAAGCUUUGGACCUUCCAGAUGACUUGAACCUAGACAGUGAAGACAAGAAUGGUAGUGAGGACACAGACCAUGAAGAAGAAGAAGAGAAUCCACUGGAAAUUAAAGAAAAGACCAUGGACCUUGAGGAAACAGGUCAUGAAAUGGAAGAAACAAAUGAGAAGACUGAGGCAGGCCAGAAUGAAGGUCAGGAUCAACAUGAGUCUAAGGAGGGCCCCAGUGAAGAUGACAAGAUGGGUGGGGAGGAAGAGAUGGACACAGGAGAUGAUGACCAAGACAAAGAUAUUGCUGACUGUGCUGAAGAAAGCUCAGAGGAUGAACAGCAGUCCCAGGAGGAGCAGCAGUCCCAGGAGGAAAAGGACCAGGAAGCCAGAGAGGAGAAUACAGAGAGUGGCAUCCCCGUUGACCAAGGUCUUCAGCCCCAGACACAGAAUGAAGAAGGGGAGAGCUCUGAGACAGAGGACCAUGUGCCAGAGGCCACAGAGAGAAAAGAGCACGAGUCCUGUGGGCAGACUGGGGUAGAGAGCAUGCAGAGUGAGCAGGCUGUCGAGCUGGCUGGGGCUGCACCCGAGAAGGAGCAGGGGAAGGAGGAACAUGGGAGUGGGAUGGCAGAUGCAAACCAGACAGAAGGUCAUGAAUCCAAUUUCAUCGCUCGGUUGACCUCUGAGAAACACACCAGGAAAAACACCCAGAGUUUUAAGAGGAAACCCGGGCAAGCUGACAAUGAACGCUCCAUGGGUGAUCACAAUGAGCGGAUACAUAAGCGGCUGAGGACUGUGGAUACCGACAGUCACACUGAACAGGGGCCAGCCCAGCCCCAGGCCCAUGUGGAGGAUGCAGAUGCAUUUGAACAUAUUAAGCAAGGCAGCGACCCUUACGAUGCACAGACCUAUGAUGUGGCUAGUAAGGAGCAACAACAGCCUUCAAAAGACUUGCUCAUGGGUCAGGAAGAAGAGGAGAGAGAGGAUAUUUUUAUGGAUACAGAGGAGCAGGAGGAGUUAAGGACCGUAGACACGGAGCAGCUGAAGCCUGAAGAGGUUAAGUCGGGAACCACCACAAGCUCUGGCCUUGAUGAGAUGGAGACCCACACUGUUAAAACAGAGGAAGAUCAAGACCUUCAUGCAGACAAAUCACACAAGGAGACAGAUAGUGAGAAGCCAGAGAGAAGCCAAGAAUCAACCAUUCAUACAGCUCAUCAGCUCCUCAUGGACACACUUUUCCAGCCAUUUUUAAAAGAUGUCAAUGAGUUAAGACAGGAGCUGGAGAGACAGCUGGAGACAUGGCAGUCACACAAAUCUGGAAGCUCAGAAGAAGAGAAGGCUGCAGCUGAGAUGUGGCAAAGUUACCUGGUCAUCACCGCACCUCUGUCACAACAGUUGUGUGAACAGCUUCGUCUCAUUUUAGAGCCAACCCAGGCAGCCAAACUAAAAGGAGACUAUAGAACUGGAAAACGACUGAACAUGCGGAAGGUCAUUCCAUACAUUGCUAGUCAAUUUCGGAAAGACAAGAUUUGGCUUCGAAGGACUAAGCCCAGUAAACGCCAGUAUCAGAUUUGUUUGGCUAUUGAUGACUCUUCUAGCAUGGUGGACAACCACACCAAACAGCUGGCAUUUGAAUCAUUAGCUGUGAUUGGAAAUGCUCUGACCCUUCUGGAAGUGGGCCAGAUUGCAGUGUGCAGUUUUGGAGAGUCUGUAAAGCUGUUGCACCCAUUUCAUGAACCGUUCAGUGAUUUCUCUGGGGCUCAGAUUCUACGGCUCUGCAAAUUCCAACAGAAGAAAACUAAGAUUGCUCAGUUUCUAGAGUCCGUAGCCAACAUGUUUGUAGCCGCUCGGCAGCUCUCACAAAACGCUGGUCCAGAAAUUGCACAGCUCCUCCUGGUGGUCUCUGAUGGACGCGGCCUUUUUCUGGAAGGCAAAGACAGAGUCUUGGCAGCAGUGCAGGCUGCCCGGAAUGCUAGUAUCUUCGUCAUUUUUGUUGUGUUGGACAAUCCCACUUCUAGGGAUUCAAUCUUGGAUAUUAAAGUACCAAUAUUUAAAGGACCUGGUGAGAUGCCUGAAAUCCGCUCCUACAUGGAGGAGUUCCCAUUCCCAUUCUACAUAAUUCUUCGUGAUGUGAAUGCACUUCCUGAGACACUCAGCGAUGCUCUAAGGCAGUGGUUUGAGUUAGUGACAGCCUCUGAUCAUCCAUAAGCCAGAAAGAACACAAAGUGAAACUUUAAACCAGUAUCAAAAUGUCACACUUCUUACCCAGGUGCUCUUUUUGAGACAGCUA
This is a messenger RNA of Condylura cristata (star-nosed mole), 16678 nucleotides long. It is a transcript of the gene MDN1, whose product is annotated as MDN1, midasin homolog (yeast). Gene Ontology annotation, biological process: rRNA processing; ribosomal large subunit assembly. The transcript is spliced from 100 exons. Gene Ontology annotation, cellular component: preribosome, large subunit precursor; nucleus. NCBI's taxonomy places the organism in Eukaryota, Metazoa, Chordata, Mammalia, Eulipotyphla, Talpidae. Gene Ontology annotation, molecular function: ATP hydrolysis activity; ATP binding. The record is from RefSeq and is a predicted model, not a curated record. Bases 1 to 16596 code for a protein of 5531 amino acids.